AUGACUUGGUGGGAUGUUACUCCCCACCUCGUCAAGUGUCGCGACCUUGAUGCCAAGUGUAGCGAGCUGGAGGAGAAGCAGCACGCACUCUACGAGCCCUACAAGAAUAAAUCCGAGAACGUGCGCUCGAAGCUGUGGAAUGAGCACGGGGUUUUGUCUGGUGUUGAACACGUCUCGAUCGACGCCAGCAGUGACAUGAAUGCUUGGAGCAGAAUGUCCAAGGUCAAAGAGGCCCUUGCUCAAAUGGACGGGUCUGAGAAUCGCCUGAAUUUGAUUGAAGGCGAGCUGGACAAGUUUCCGUAUGCUGACUUACGAGCCGAGAUGCUCGGUAAGUUGGAAGAAAUGGAAACCAAACACGCGCGACAGAUGGAGGAGGUGCGGGACGAGCUCACGGAACAACAAGCCGUCAACAAGGAGGUGCGGGACGAGCUCACGGAACAACAAGCCGUCAACAAGGAGGUGCGGGACGAGCUCACGGAACAACAAGCCGUCAACAAAGAGGUGCGGGACGAGCUCACGGAACAGCAAGCCGUCAACAAGCGACAAGAGGAACAGAUCAAGGAGGUGCGGGACGAGCUCACGGAACAACAAGCCGUCAACAAGCGACAAGAGGAACAGAUCGAGCAAAUGCAAACCAAACACGAGCAACAGAUGGAGGAGGUGCAGGCGGAGCUUCAAACGAUCCGACAAACGCUGAAGUAUCCCAUCUUGAAGCGCCAAAUCAUCAUCAAGCUCGCCACAAUCGUGGGCGAGCGCUUUUGGCCGAGUGACUCUUGUUCAUGGCCGUGUGACGAUGACAUCCACCGGCUUCGUCUGCUGUUCAAGUACAUGGACUGGGCCACCGCACAGGUGGCGCAAGACGAUGGCUUCCGAGGUCGUGUUCCGCAGAAGGGGUGUCCAGCAGACACAGAAGAUUUCCACACCUUGUUUUACAAGUGGAAGCCGGGCCUUCAGGAGUGGGCAGUCCAAGCGUAUGCUGACGUGCUCCCACGACUGGGUAAUUUGGACGACUUUUUCAAUGCAUUGAAUAGUGUGCGCAGCGAUGGUAACAGGGCAGCGCAUCCGACGGUGCACGAGGAGCACGCGCUUAAGGAGCUGCCGAGCCUGAUCGAGUCGAUGGAGCUUUGUGUGAGAGGGGAAGCCACAGCAGCGCCCGACAGUCAAAAGCUGCUUGAUGUUUUGAAAGCUUUGAAUUCGAAUUGA
This is a messenger RNA of Monosiga brevicollis MX1, 1203 nucleotides long. RefSeq lists its product as uncharacterized. The transcript has 2 exons. The coding region runs from base 1 to 1203 and encodes 400 amino acids. The record is from RefSeq and is a predicted model, not a curated record. Lineage: Eukaryota; Choanoflagellata; Craspedida; Salpingoecidae.